Molecule: messenger RNA, 2191 nt
Organism: Sphaeramia orbicularis (orbiculate cardinalfish)
Lineage: Eukaryota; Metazoa; Chordata; Actinopteri; Kurtiformes; Apogonidae
Gene: txk
Product: TXK tyrosine kinase
Exons: 16
Coding region: 452-2086 (544 amino acids)
Biological process (GO): protein phosphorylation
Molecular function (GO): protein tyrosine kinase activity; ATP binding; protein binding
Source: RefSeq, a predicted model, not a curated record
GUAGAACGCGUUGGAGCGACCGCUCAUAGACCCGACUCAGUGCGGCAGUUUAACCCCGCUACUACGUCCGCUUUCUCGUCCAUAUCGCUUCCAUACCGCAUUAAUCUCCGUUCCGUUUUCCCGCUGGUUCAUCUCAUCCACUCACUCCUCUGCAUCAGAAGCCGGUCAUUUCCCCAUUACAGUACUCCAGCAGCACCCGGACUGGAUCCCAGACUGACUGGACUGGACUGACUGACUAAAUGACAGGAUCGUGAGGACAGGGCCUAUUUCAAGAUUCCCCACCUGUGGAGUCAUAUCAGACCCUGUUGAUGACAGCGAUUGCGGGGAAAUUGACUUCAAAAAUAGGAGAAGAAAACUUGGGGUUGGAGAAGAGAUUGAAGAGGAGGAGGUGGAGGAAGAAAAGGGCAGAGGAGAGAGAAAAAGAAGGAGACGGACGUAAAGACAGCCUAACAUGAUUCAUUCAAAUCACUCCAUCCACUCAGUGUUCUGCUGCUGCUGUGCAGUUCAGACGAGGGAGAUCAGCACACGCGUGGAACUGGAGGGAAGAACCUCCCUUUGUUUUCCAAACAGACGAUACCCAGGAAACGCCCGCAGGGUGGACAGGUCAAGGAAGAAGCUCCCUCUCCCCCCUCCAGAAGGGGACGAUAGCGAGGGCCCAGGGUCAGUGAAUGUCGUUGCCAUGUAUGACUUUAUCGCCAAAGAGGACACAGACCUCACUCUUAAACAGGGGGAGGAGUAUAUCAUCCUGCACAAACAGGACCAGCUGUGGUGGAGAGCACAGGACAAACACGGAAAUAAAGGCUUCAUCCCCAGUAACUAUGUGACAGAGAAAAACAAGAUUGAAGCAAACUCGUGGUACUGCAAAAAUAUCACUAGGACAGAAGCUGAACAGCUGCUGAGACAAGAGGGCAAAGAAGGUGGUUUUGUGGUGCGAGAGUCCAGUCAAAAGGGAGUCUACACUGUUUCUGUCUUCACAAAAGCAUUAGGAGCUAAUGGAGACAUUAAGCAUUACCAGAUCAAGAUAAAUGACAAUGGGGAAUUUUUCUUGGCCGAAAAACAUACCUUUACCUCCAUACCUGAGGUCAUACACUACCAUGAGCACAAUGCAGCAGGUCUAGUGACCAGAUUGCGAUAUGCAGUGGGGCCGAUGGGAAGGUGUGUCCCAGCGACAGCAGGAUUCAGCUCAGAAAAGUGGGAGCUUAACCCUAGUGAACUGACCUUCAUGAAGGAGCUGGGCAGUGGCCAGUUCGGUCUGGUGAGGCUCGGCAAGUGGAGGGCACAGCACAAAGUAGCCAUAAAGGCCAUCAGGGAAGGAAGCAUGUACGAGGAAGACUUCAUUGAGGAGGCUAAAGUCAUGAUGAGACUGUGCCACCCGAAGUUGGUGCAGCUGUAUGGCGUAUGUUUGCAGCAGCGUCCCCUGCUGAUCGUGUCAGAGUUCAUGGAGAAUGGGUGCCUGCUGAACUUCCUGCGGCAGAGGGGUGGGGCUAUGAAGGAGGCAUGGCUUCUGUCCAUGUGCCAAGAUGUCUGUGAAGGGAUGGAAUAUCUGGAGUCACACAGCUUCAUCCACAGAGACCUAGCAGCCAGAAACUGUCUGGUCAGUGAACACAACGUGGUGAAGGUCAGCGACUUCGGGAUGACGAGGUAUUGCUGCCACUUUCAAUGCGAGGUGAAAACGGAGGAUUGCUUACAUAUGCAGUUUUUUUUUCUCUUUUCUUUUCUUUCUUUUCUUGACUUCAGGUAUGUUUUGGACAAUCAGUACACCAGCUCGAGUGGGGCUAAGUUCCCUGUGAAGUGGUCUCCUCCUGAGGUUCUUCACUACAGCAAAUACAGCAGCAAGUCAGACAUUUGGUCGUUUGGUGUUGUGAUGUGGGAGAUUUAUUCAGAGGGUCGAACUCCGUUUGACAAACGAUCAAACUUGGAGGUGGUUAACGACAUCACUAGAGGAAUCCGACUGUACAGACCACAUCGGGCAUCACAGCCACUUUACGCCAUCAUGUACCGCUGCUGGCAUGAGAAACCUCAAGGUCGGCCGUCCUUCUCAGAAGUACUGGAGGAAAUCAGAAAACUGGCAGAAACCUCGGAUUAACACAAAUGCAUGUAAUUCUCAUAUUCAAACUACUUCUACUGUUGUCUUGAAUGUAUAAACUGUAAUUAACUAUGUUAACAUUUUUAUUAAACUUUUUACGGAGUU